Messenger RNA from Ziziphus jujuba (common jujube), 871 nucleotides. RefSeq lists its product as uncharacterized. The record is from RefSeq and is a predicted model, not a curated record. The transcript has a single exon. Lineage: Eukaryota; Viridiplantae; Streptophyta; Magnoliopsida; Rosales; Rhamnaceae. The coding region runs from base 337 to 627 and encodes 96 amino acids.
CUCUUGCUUUUUUUACUCUUCCAAUUCCAAAUAUUAUUUUUCUUGCACUUUUUCCUUCAUGACUUCAUGUAGUAUAUAUAAUAAUAAUAAUAAUAUGUAUAACUUUAGUAUGUAUAAAGUCAAAUUCCAACGCCACAACAAUUUCAAAGUAAAACCCCAUCCUGUUAUCGGCAAAAAGGCCGAGUCAAAAUAUUCCUAUAGAGGCCCCGCUCCAAAUCCUCCACCGUCCUCAUCAACCAAAUCCUUGUGUGUUUGUAUAUAUAUGUAUACAACUCGUAUCCCCUUGCUACUUGCUUGAAAGAGAAAAACCAGAUAAAUAUUUGGAUAGAGAGAUAAAUGGAAAUGAAAAAGAACUCCACAACAACAUCAAUGAAGGCCCUGUGGAUUGUGCUGGGUUUAAUGUUACUGAUCGUGACAGCACAGUUUGGUCAAGCUGAUUGCAGAGCCCUUCGCUCGACGACGAUGAAUUCUGGCAAUGCUGGAUGCCAACAGGUUGGUGAUGGUGAAGUGGUGGGAAUGGCAUCCUUUGCAGUUUCUUCUAACAACUCAAGCAGUGAUCGACCUUUGGCAAGGAGUUUGGCUUUUCGAUUGGCUUCUGGACCUAGCAAAAGGGGUCCCGGACACUAGUACUUUUACAACCAUCCUCUCCACCUCAUCAUUAUUGAUUUCGUUCUUGUUUCAGUUUUUUUGCUGCACAAAAGUUGUAACUGAAUUAGGAUUUACUUUUCGGUCUGUCUGUCUGGAUAUUUUACUCCUUCACUCAAAGUUACAUGUACCUGUAGUUUUGUUCGUCUUAAUUAGUUUAUAUAGAAUGACACAAUUAGAAAGAAAUACAAUUUUUAGCUCUUUCAAUAGAGAAAUUUAGAAAUAA